Molecule: messenger RNA, 3762 nt
Organism: Ruditapes philippinarum (Manila clam)
Lineage: Eukaryota; Metazoa; Mollusca; Bivalvia; Venerida; Veneridae
Product: oxysterol-binding protein-related protein 6-like
Cellular component (GO): plasma membrane; intracellular membrane-bounded organelle; cytosol
Molecular function (GO): cholesterol binding
Source: RefSeq, a predicted model, not a curated record
UUCGAACGCUUGAAUCUGUGUUAAAAUAGAGCGCCUGGACGUCACUAGAGCUGGUUUAAGAUGGAUGAUGAAUACAUGUAGCAUAGAGUAGGGAAAAGUGAAAUAUAUUACGUUAAAAUGUCAGCUGCAGAGACUGGUGGACAAGACAAAAUACCAGUAUUGAAACGCUCACCAGGGGGCAGUAAAAAGCAGUACCAAUUUAGACAUAGUGACUCAGAAUCAGAUUCUGAUGGCGAAAGUGAAGACAACUCUUCUGCUGUGGGAGUUGUUACCAAUGGCAACCGUGGCACUGACAGUUCCUCUGCACAAACAAACAAGUUGACCCCUGGCAAAGGUCGUAUAAAAGGUCGUAAAUCGAGGUCACAAAGGUCGCAGAGAAAUGACUGGGAGAUUGUGGAAGGAUUGAGAGAUGGACAAAGGUUUGAGAAAGUCCCAGAGAAAUUUGAAGGCUAUCUAUCAAAGAGGAAAAGGUGGCCAAUGAAGGGCUGGCAUAAGAGAUAUUUCAUGUUGGAGAAGGGAAUAUUGUACUAUGGGAAAUCACCCAGUGACAUUCAGAAGGGGAAAUACCAUGGUGUGAUAGAUAUAGGACUCUCUGUGCUAGCCUUCAAACGUUACAGACACAGAAUCGAUAUUGAUGCCGAGGAACUUGUCUAUCAUAUAAAGAUAAAGAGGCAAGUGUUUGAGGAUUGGUUGACACGGUUACGGAACCAUCGUUUAUACAGGCAACAUGAAAUCGCGUAUGGUACGAAAGAAUCUCCGAAACUUACUGAAAUCUCUGCACCUAUGCAAGCUAUGGAAAAUUUAUCCACCUUGACUGCAAAUAUGAGCCUCGCUGAGAAAGCUCGUGAUAGUUCGUUACAUAGAGAGCUUUCACGACACCCUAGCUUGAAAGGUCAAGACCGGGUAGCGACCUGGUUGUUGGACACACAGGGAUUUGAACAUUGCAAUAAAGCACUUGCCCAGGCACAGAGUUUGUUGUACGAGCUACAUAAAGACAUGGAGGAAAUCAGGGAGUUACCCUUCAAUACAGAAAACGCAGUAUUUGAUCUCAAUGAUAGCGAUACAAAUGACAAAAAGAAAAACCGGAGUUUUGGAGGUAGAGUGAUGAAGAGGAGAGAUCAUAAAAGGAAUGCCAGUCUGCAGGAAUCUGAAACCAUUGCUAGUGGUAAUAAACAGAUAAGUUCUCAGCCAGCGACCCCUCAAAUCUGUACGACACCUCCAAGUUUUAAGAUCGCCAAGGAUCAGUUACGCUCCAGCGCAUCGAACCCGAACCUCCAUGUAGAAGAUCGUCCACGCCCAUCUAGUGCCCCGAUGCAGUUGUCACCACAGCACGCUGCAAGAAUUGAAGAGAUCAAAUUACGAGACAGUUUUAUGUCCAAAGCAGAGCAGAUGCAUGACACAUUACGAAUGUUAUUACACUCCAUGGCAACUGAGCGUGACCGUCUGAAGCAGACAGUUGAUAUGGACAACACUCCCGUGGCAACAGGCUCGGCACUGGGGUCUUCCCAUUCUGGUGCAGCAGUAACUUCAUUAAAACAGACACUGGCAGAGGUUUGUCAACAGAACAAAUUAUUAAAGGCACGUUUAGCAAAGAUACACGGGGAAUCGUCACUGUCAGAUUUACAUCUGUCAAGCCCCCCACCCAGCCCCAUAGAACACAGCGUUCCACAGUUGACGCAGUCAUUUUCUGCGGAAAGUUGUUCCAUGUCAGAAUAUUAUGAUGCAGUGGAGGAGAACAAUGCAGAAUCUCUUAGUGAUUCUUCAUCAGAGAGGUCUGAUGAAGAGAUAUCAAGUGACAUUAGUGAUGACAAUGAUACAGAAGUCAGUAUGGCACAUAGUGCAUCAGAAGACAAUAUUCUGACAAAGUUUCAGACUGGUCGUAGAUCUAAACUUCCAGUUCCGAAACCAGACAAGGGGGAUGUGUCAUUGUGGAAUUUGUUGUUCAGGAAUAUUGGCAAAGAUCUGACCAAAAUAUCAAUGCCUGUUACAUUGAAUGAACCUUUAAGUAUGCUACAGCGCCUGUGUGAGGAGUUGGAAUACAGUGACCUGAUAGAUAAAGCCACAGAGUACAAUGAUCCCUAUGAAAGAAUGAUUUAUAUAGCAGCAUUUGCUGUGAGCAGCUAUGCAAGCUCCUGUUACAGAGUGGGUCACAAACCAUUUAACCCUCUACUUGGUGAAACAUACGAAAAUGUACGAGAAGACAGGGGAUGGAGGUUUGUUGCAGAGCAGGUGAGCCAUCAUCCACCCAUAUCAGCAUGCUACUGUGAUUCCAAACAUUUCAAAUUAUGGCAAGAUGUACAAAUAAAGACAAAGUUUUGGGGGAAGUCUAUGGAAAUACAACCUCUUGGAGUUGUUAAUGUUCUCUUGCCAAAGUUCAAAGACCAUUAUCGCUGGAAUAAAGUGACCACUUGUGUCCAUAAUAUACUCGGAGGUCAAAGAUGGGUCGACCAGUUUGGUGAAAUGACCAUCACAAAUGGGAAUAUAGUCUGUAAGCUGACAUUCACUAAGGCAAGUCACUACUACCAGUCGGACAAGAGGCACGAGGUUUAUGGAACCAUUCUCAACCCAGAAGGAAAAGUGGUCCAUAAUUUGUUUGGUAAAUGGAAUGAGGCCCUGUAUUGUGGCCACGCCCCCUCAGCCAGGUGUAUAUGGAGGCCAGGUACUAUGCCAGAAGAUUAUGAAGUGUACUAUGGUUUUUCACGGUUCGCAAUGGAGCUGAACGAGGUUUUACCGGAUGAAGCUUCGAUGCUCGCGCCGACAGAUUCGAGAUUUAGACCAGACCAGAGAUUGUUGGAAGAAGGCAAGAUAAAUGAGGCGGAGCUUGAAAAGUCAAGGGUGGAGACCCUACAGAGAGACCGUCGAAAGAAAAGGGAGGCGGCUAAGGAAGAAUGCAAACCUGUAUGGUUCAAGAAAGAGAAGAUUAAAGGAAAAGACUAUUACUCGUAUGACAACAGGUACUGGGAAUGUCGUAAAGAACCAGGCUUUAUGAAGAUGACUUUACCCAAGAUCUGGUGAUUGUGUUCAAGUAGUGCCUAGAUAGUGUAUCAAUUUGAACUAUAGUAUAAGUAGACAGUGCUAUUAGAGAAAAAAUUAAUACUAGUACAUUAUCCCUCAGCCUGCUGGAUCCAAAAACUGAUAAUGAGCCUUUGCCACCAGUAUAGAGCCAGGCCAGCCUGCGCAUCCAUGCAGUCUGACCAAGCUCUAUACUGUUGGUUCACUCCCUUUAAAUUUGAGUUCAAAUCACAAACACCUCACCACUGUGGAUUCGAAUCCUGACAGGGACUCUUCCUGACCAAGCUUGUUGAAGAUGGUUAUACUCACUACUUAGGUCCCUGUUUGUGCCAUAAAAAUAAUGCACAGAGGGGCACCUGGUGUCUACCUCCACCAGUAAAGCAGGAAACUCACUUUCUGACCUAUACUGUGUUGAUGGGACGUCUAAAAUUGAUAAUGAACAGUUCUAGAAAUAGACGCAACGACAAGUCUAAGUGUAGAAAUUCCAUCGACACCUAACCUUUAAAAAAACUUUAAAAUUUUCAUUGUGAUAUCCCUAAAAUUGAUAAUGAACAGUCUCAAAAACACACAAUAAGGCAAGUCCAUUUUAGAAAUUCAGCAGGUUAAGGGUUAUAUGUCUAGACAAUGUAGUAAUUGAAAUAUUGAAUGCUUACACUGUGUAGUAAGUUAAAUAUGAUUUAUGAUUUACUCUUUUUGUACUUGCUAGUACAAUGCAUGUGUCAUAAUAUAUGCUAAAAUAAUAUUCAAAUG